GAUAGUUAUAAACGAUUGAAAGAAAUAUCUAUAAUGCACUCAUUAUUUGAUCCACUAACUGAUGAGGAACUGAAAGCGAAGAAAAAAAUGGAAAUUGCUGAGAUUGGAAUAUUAACAUUAACUAUCGAUUCUUCACUUUCUGAGCUAACAUCUAAGAAGCUGAAAAAUUUUUCAAAAGAUAUAAUAUUGGACAUAAUUAAGGAUUUAAAGGAUGCUGAUUUAACUGCAGAUACAUCUGAAUACAACUCCAGGGGAAUUCCUGAGAACAGGAGCAUAGAAUCAAAUCUUAAGACUAGUGAGAACUGUAAGAAUAUUGAUACAACAGCAAAUACAUCUAAAUCCAAUUCCAGGACUAACGGAAAUGUAAUUUCUAAAAAUCGUAAAAGAAAAUCAUCUCUCAAAAGUAGUGCUAAACAUAAGAGUACUGGCCUGUCUGAAAAGUGUGAAACUUUUAGCAAGAAAUUCAUGGAGAGGAAUCCCAAUUUUCUAAAUAGAG
Messenger RNA from Stegodyphus dumicola, 496 nucleotides. RefSeq lists its product as uncharacterized. The record is from RefSeq and is a predicted model, not a curated record. Lineage: Eukaryota; Metazoa; Arthropoda; Arachnida; Araneae; Eresidae.